Messenger RNA from Ichthyophthirius multifiliis, 3895 nucleotides. RefSeq lists its product as hypothetical. The transcript has a single exon. The record is from RefSeq and is a predicted model, not a curated record. NCBI's taxonomy places the organism in Eukaryota, Ciliophora, Oligohymenophorea, Hymenostomatida.
CACAUUUCGUAUGAAUAAUAAUUUAUCUGAAUAGAAUUUUCAUGAUAUUCCUUUUUUUGCUUAAAAUAAUAACUAAUAAUAAUUUAGUUAAUUAAAUCAAGAAAACAGUUAAAUAAAAUUUACUAAUUAAUAAAAUUUAUAAUAAUCGCCAUUUUCUUAUAAUAAAAAUAAUCAAUAAUAAACUAAUAACAAUAACAAUUUACAAGAAGAAUCAAAUAAAAUUUCAAAACAUCUUUUAAAUAUGAUAAAAAAUACUGAAAAUAUAUAUAGUAAAUAUUUUUAAGCAGACGAAAACGAAAUAAAUGAGAAUAUUUAAAGGAAAUAAGUUCUUCCGAAACCUCAAAUUUUAAACAAAUUCAAUUUAAACUCCCCUAAAUCAGUUUCAAUUUAAAAAAAGAAAAAUUUUUAAUAGUAAAUGUAAAUAGAAAAGGAAAAUAAUUAAAGAAAAAUAGUAAAUUAAAUAGCAUUUUUUUACUAAAAAUUAAAAGAAGAUAAAAAUUAGUAAAUAGAAUAGUAAUUAAAUAAUUAAGAAAAACUUGAAAAAAAAAAUAUUGAAGUUAAAAAAAAAGAAGUCCUUAUAUAAAAAACAACUGAUUUUGAAUUAAAAAAUAAUUAUUCUUUUGAUUUUUUUUUUUAAAUUUCUGUUAAUGAAAUUGAUAUUUUUAAAAAAUAACUUGAUCGUAAUCACCUUUAAUAACUUUUUUUUGAAUAACUGUCUUUUUACGAACUUCCUAUAUAAAGAAAUUAUUCUAAAAAAGAUGAUUUUGUUAAAAUAGUAGAAAAAAAUUAAAAUUUUUAAAUAAUAAAACACCUAUGUAUAUAUAACAUGUUAUCCAAAAUUAAAAAAAUAAUCGAAAUACGACAAAAAUUUAAGGAAUUAAAAAAAGAUUUAGUAAUUUUGUAAAAAAAAAGCACUUUUCUAAAAAAAAAUAAAGAUAAAAUACUAAUUUUGAAAGAUCUGAAAAUGAGAUUGAUUUAAAAAGGAUUUUUUGAGUAUUUAAAAAAUAAAGUUUUUUAUAAAAAGUAAGUAUAAAGUUAUUUAGAUUAAAUUAUUUAUUAAAGAAAAAAACAUUAGAUUUUUAUGUGUUUUUUUUGGAUGAAAACAUACAAAAAUAUAAGAUAAGAUAAAAUUUGUAUUAAUAAAGAAUUAUAACUUUUUUUUUUAAAGAAGUAUUUUUUAGGCUUAAAAAAGUAGUGUUUUUUUAAAAAAGGAAAUUUUUAUAGACCAUUUUUUUAAGAAAUAAGGAAAAAAAGGAUGUUCUUUAUUUUAAAAGAGUUUUGGAAUAAAUUUUUGGUAUUUUUUUAAUUUUAGAAAAUGAAAGUUAAAUAAAAGAAUAUUUCUGGUUUAAUUUUUGUUUAAAAGUUAAAAAUGAAAAGUUUUGCAAUUUUAAAAGCUUUGAAAAACAAAGAAAAAAAGUAGUUUAUUUAUACCAAAAAUAUUGCUUGUAGAUAUUAAAGGGAAUUAUAUGAAAUUAAUGUUUAAAUUAAAUAAAUGUUUUUCUUUAAAAAAAUAAAUGAAAAUUUAAAUGAAGAUGAUGAAUUCGAAUCUGAAAAGGCUUUAAGAAAAGCCAGAUAAGAAAUGCUUUUAUAAAAAUUAAAUAAUUAGGCGGCUAUUUCUUAAGAUAAUUAAUCAACUUAUAAAGAAAAAUAUUAGUAGUCUUAAUAUAUAAUAGAGAACUGUUAAAAAAUUUAAGAAAAAUAAAAAAUAAUAAAAAACAUUCAAAUAUUUUAAUUUUAUUAACAUAUAUAAUCUUUAAUAUAAAAACUCAAAAAAAAUUGUCUAUAUAAAGAAGAAAGUAAAAAUCUUGUAGUUCUAAAGGUAAAAAAAAGAGAUAUUUUGUAAAAAAUAAAAGAAAAAGAAAUAUUUGUUAAAAAAAAAUCUUCAUUUUUACAUUGGAGGGGUUUAUUUUUAGAAAAAGAACUAAAUGUGAAACUGGAAUUAUUAAUUUAAAUGAAAAAUGCAUUGAAAAUUUUAAAUUUUUUUUAAUAAAAAUACUCUUUUUGUAAAAUUUAGAAGGAAAAAAUUGAAAAAAAAAAGGAAAAUUUUUUAAUUUAAAAAAGUUUUUUUUAUUUGAAAAAAAUUUCUUGGCCAAAAAUUUAAUUAGAAAAUUAAAAAAUUUUAUUCUUUAAAAAAAAAUUUUUUUUUCAAAAAUUUGUUUUUUUUAAAGCUUUUUAAAAAGUCAAAAAAAUGUCAACUCUUUUUUAUUUGCAAAACUUGAAAAAAAAAAGCCUUAAAAAUCUUUAAGUUUAAUGUUUACUAUAAAAAAAACUGCGAACUACAUACCAAAAAUCUCUUAAAUAAAGACUUUUAAGAAAGUGGCUUUAAAGACUUAAUUAAAAGCAUUUUUUGAGAAAUUUCUUUUCAAGAAUUUUACUUUCUACAGAAGAACUUAUCAUUUUUAAAUACAAAAAUAAAUAAAAUUUCAUCUAAAAAGUUUUUUAAGCAUGGAAAUAGAUUCUUUAAGAAAAUGAGAAUACAAAAAUUUAAAAAAUAUAGAAUUUUUCGGCUAAAAUACAUUAUAAUUCCGUUUUAAAAACUCAUUUUUUCUUCAUUUGGAAGAAAUAGAUUUGCUAGGAAAAAUCUCUAAAAAAGUUAUUUUUUUAAAUAUUGCCAAAACAAUUAAACUUAUGCAUUAUUUAACCAUGGAAAAAAAUUACAUUUUAACAUACGGGAAAAAUUAUUUCGCAUUAAAAUUAAAAAAAUAGAGAUUUAAAAAUAAAUGCUUUUUUUGGAUUAAAAAACAAUUAUAAGAUUAAAAGAAAAAGUGUAAAUUUUUUCAAGAAGAAAUUUUUUGAAAAAAUUAAGGAAUUUUAGUAAAAAAGUAUAUAAAAUCGUUAAAAAAUAUAUAAAAAUUUCAUUUUGGUGAAAUACUUUAAAAAAUUAAUGAUUAAUUUAUUAAAAAAAAUGAAGAAAAAGAAAAAUUUAGAAAGAAUUUAAUUAUUUCUAGUUUAAAAAAGUUUAAAAAAAUCCUUCUUUUAUUUAAAAAAUUAUGUUUAAAUUAAAAAUAGUGAAAAAUUAUUAAAUAUUAAAUUAAGGAAAUAUUAUGAAAAAAAACUUAAGAAAAUAAUAUUUGUUUCUUUAAAAGUAUAUGAAUUAAAUUAAAAAAAAAAAAAAAUUAAAUUUGAAAAAUCAGAUGAGUUUAGGGAUUUGAGCUAAAAGAAAAAAAUAAACAAAUACUAAUUAAAUAUCGAUGAAAAUAUGAGAUAUUAAAUUAUUUAAAUUUUUAAGUAAUGGAGAAUUCUUUCAAUUAAAAAUAAAGACAUUAAGUUUAUUCUUUCCAAAAUAUAAUAAUAAAAAUCAAGAGAUUUGCUUAAAAAAAUAAUGUUUUUAUGGAAAUAAGAAACACCCUUUAUUUAAAAUUAAAAAAUAUAAUAAACUAUAAACAUAUAAAAUUAUUAAUAAAAAUAAUAAGAAUCUAAUAAAUAAUAUUAAUAGUAAUAAAAAUAAUAAUUUAAUUUGUAUUAAUAAAAAUAAUAAUAUGAAUAGUAAUAGAAUUUAAAAUAAAGUAUUAAUGAAAAAUAAAAUAAAAAAAAAAAAGUGUUAAAUUUGAUAUUGAAAAUUAAAAUCAAUUAAAUAAAAUUGAAAAUUAAGAUAUUUAAAUAAAUUAGGAUUUGGAAUAAAUUUAUAAGGAUAAUAUAUUGUUUUAUGAAAAUUUAAUCAAAGAAAAAUCAAUAAUAUAACCUUUAGAAAUGUUUUGAUAUUUUUUAUUUUAUUUAUAGAUAUUAUUUUAUAUAUUUAUUAUAUUUAUUCUUUUUAAAAUAAAAGAAAAAUAAAAUAGAAUUUUUAUAGAAAAAAAUAAAUUUUUACAAAUAUAUCUUAUUAUAUUAAAUUUUGAAAAUACUUUUUUUUUUUCAUUAAUCUUAUAUUAAAUCUUUUUGUAUUUCAUAUCAUUGA